CGGACAUGAGAAGGCGAAAGCACGUCACCGCUGCCCCCACAUGGCACCCCACUAAUGCCUUACAACUACGGUUACAUACACACAGGGCGUCGCAUCUCAUCAGCCUUCAAAGGACGGCUCUUUCAUUCUCUGGCGGAUCAGAGGGUGCUGUUGUAAAUCAAUUAUUCCACAUACCAACGCAUUCAAAUAGUCAACAUGGGAGGCGGACCAGAAGCACCGUCAAAGAAAGAGAAGGAGCUCGUCCUCGCCGUCCUUCCCUGGCCCAAAGAGCAAUGUCAAGCCAGCAUCGAUGCGCUCGAAAAGAAUUUUGCGCAUCUCGAAGUCCAGUACUACUAUUCGCACUUCGAGAAUGGCAAAGUGACCGUCGACGACAUCCCCGAAGACCUCCCCUCAAAGGCAUCAUACAUCGCGACGCUCUUCUGGCUUCCCGAGAACGCCGACGAAAUCCCGAAAACCAAACUUAUCCAAUUUUUCUCCGCGGGUACGAACCAUGUGGCUAAGCACCCAAUUUACAUGGAUUCUAAGAUUCCGCUGUGCAGCGCGAAUGGUGUGCACGGGCCGCAGAUUGCGGAGUGGGUUGUUAUGAUGGACCUUGUGCAUGCGCAUAAUUAUACGAAGCUGUAUGAUUUACAGAAGGAGAAGACGUGGAAUCAGAGGGCCGGAAUGAAUGUCAGUGAUCGUGUGGGAAAGAGGGUGGGGAUUCUGGGGUAUGGGAGUAUUGGCCGGCAGGUCGCUCGUGUUGCGAAAGCUCUGGGCCAGGAUGUCAUUGCAUAUACAGCAAGUCCACGCAGAACCCCAGAGAGCAAGAAGGACGACGGAUACAUCGUCCCCGGAACCGGCGACCCAGAUGGCAGCAUUCCCAGCGCAUGGUACAGCGGAACCGCGAAAGGAGAUCUUCACAACUUCUUGAAGCAAGAGAUCGACCUGCUGGUCGUUGGUGUGCCUCUAACCAAAUAUACCACGCACCUGCUUUCUACCGACGAAUUCGAACUCCUGCACCGGAGCAAUCCGCGCGGCACAUACAUUGCCAACAUCGCACGUGGUCAGAUCAUCGAUCAAAAAGCUCUAAUUACUGCGCUUGAGACAAAUCAGAUUCGCGGUGCUGCACUGGAUGUGACUGACCCAGAACCACUUCCCAAGGACGAUCCUUUGUGGACUGCGCCUAAUGUCUUGAUCACACCGCAUAUCAGUGGCUCUAGUGACGCGUAUGCGGAGCGAGCGUUCCAGGUACUUGCUGAGAACAUCAGACGGGACCGAGGAGGAGGCAAGCUGGUCAAUGAAGUCGACCGCGACAGGGGGUAUUAGCACGCGGAGAAAUGCUCAGUAGGCUGUUAUACC
Molecule: messenger RNA, 1338 nt
Organism: Didymella exigua CBS 183.55
Lineage: Eukaryota; Fungi; Ascomycota; Dothideomycetes; Pleosporales; Didymellaceae
Product: NAD(P)-binding protein
Exons: 2
Coding region: 196-1305 (369 amino acids)
Molecular function (GO): NAD binding
Source: RefSeq, a predicted model, not a curated record